Penicillium waksmanii is the source of this 501-nucleotide messenger RNA. RefSeq lists its product as uncharacterized. Lineage: Eukaryota; Fungi; Ascomycota; Eurotiomycetes; Eurotiales; Aspergillaceae. The transcript is spliced from 3 exons. The coding region runs from base 1 to 501 and encodes 166 amino acids. The record is from RefSeq and is a predicted model, not a curated record.
AUGAAGUUCCUCGCAUCCAUCGCCCUUCUCGCCGCGACCGUGUCGGCAGGCCCUGUCGUCAGCAGAGCCCCCAAGCAGUUCACCUUGAAGACCAGUGGCGCGAAGAAUGACGCGCACAAUGACCUCUACCUCUACUCUUACCACACCGGUGCUGGUCUAAGCGAUGCCGUUUUCUCUGAUGGUACUGCUCAUUCCGCUCACGUUUAUCUGAACGGCACCGAAGCUCUGGUUGACCUGGGAAAUACUUUCUCCUGGGGCAUUGUCGCUGGUGGCGACAGCAGCUAUUCCAACUGGGAUUCGGUCGAGAUCAACGCUGGUGCCAGCAGCAAGGGCUUCUCUAUUAAGGAUGGCAACUUUAUCUGGGCCCGAGAGGACGGAUUUGGUGGCUGGUUGGCCUGCGACUGGGUCCACGAUGCUCCUCAGCUGUUCUACCUUCACAAGAGCUUCGAGGGCGAUGUUCCCAGCAGCUGCGACAAGGUGGACCUCAAGCCUGAAUACUAA